Molecule: messenger RNA, 499 nt
Organism: Balaenoptera ricei (Rice's whale)
Lineage: Eukaryota; Metazoa; Chordata; Mammalia; Artiodactyla; Balaenopteridae
Gene: SMIM22
Product: small integral membrane protein 22
Exons: 4
Coding region: 168-431 (87 amino acids)
Biological process (GO): regulation of cell population proliferation
Source: RefSeq, a predicted model, not a curated record
GAAGUCAACAGCGGCUGAGUGUCUGCUGUGUUCCAGGUUGGCUGUCUGGUCUAUUGAGAAAAAGUGAAAAAUCCCUGGAAUGAAGAGGCCAAGAGGCCUGUGGCCUCCUCCUUCCGCCGCACCUGCUGAGGUUGGGAGGCAGUGGUACCCAGGACCAUCCAGCUGAGAUGGCCUCGUUAACGGAGGAUGUGGAGCAGGAGCUGAGCGCCACAGCCCAGCAAGUGCUGGGGAAACUGUGGAGCCACCAGCUGUUCCAGUCCAAGUGGGACACCGGUGCCUUCAUCAUCUUCCUCGUCUUCCUCGGCGUCGUGGCACUCCUGCUGCUGGUCGUCUGCAUCCAUUGCUGCUGCUGUGGCUGCUGCCAAAGCCGCUCCUCCAGGUCCCGGAAGAAACACUCCGUGGGAUUUGAUAACCUUGCCCUGGAGCCUUAAUGCGGAGAGUCCUUGCUCCCCUGCCUUUGUCCUGCUGGGCAGCAAUAACAACGCCUUGUUCAGCCAAA